GAUACGAACCUGGAACACGUGUCGGCUAACGAGUGCGUUAAAAAAGUGACAAUCGGGCAAUGGCGGCAAUCGAGUGAAACAAUGCAAGACACGGAAUCCCUGUCCCCCACAAGCAGCCCCCGCGAAAUGUCCCCCUAUCUCUCGCGCACCCCCAGUCCGGCCCUGGAGCCCAAAUACGUGUCCGACGACGAGAUCAGCGUCGGGUGUCCCAGCCCGCGCGAGCCCCCCGACCCCGAGGACUACUUCAAGCCCCUCAAAAAACUCAAAAUGCUGGAAAUGCCGACGGUGGAGCUCGACGAGCGCAGCGACGGCGUCAAAAGCUUCUCCAUCGUGGACAUCCUCAACCACAAGCCCAAGACUCAAAGCACGAGGAUUGUGCGGCCGUGGGACUUGGACCCCGAUAUCGAGGCCCAACAGAGACUAGAGACUUUCCAUCGGCACCUCAAAGUCCAACAAUUGGCGCUUUUGAGGCCCGAGUUUGCCUUCAACGCGAGUUAUACGUCGGAAACCGGAAGUGAUAGGUCGUCGAGUGUCGCGAGCGAUUGUUGUUCGCCGGAUAUUGUGCCAGCGCAAAGACAGAGACAGCAAGGGAAGCCCCAAGGGACCCCUCUGGAUGCACUCUUCCAAAUGACGUCCAAAACCUUCGAUUCGAGCUCGGGCGAGACGAGCGCAGACGCCCAGAGCCACCUGAACCUGUUCAACGGCCGCCAGCAGCCGAAGAAGAAGCGAAAAUCGCGGACGGCCUUCACCAACCACCAGAUUUUCGAAUUGGAGAAAAGGUUCCUUUACCAAAAAUACCUCAGUCCUGCCGAUCGCGACGAAAUCGCCUCCAGCCUCGGCCUGACCAACGCCCAAGUCAUCACGUGGUUCCAAAACCGGCGAGCCAAGCUCAAAAGGGACAUGGAGGAGCUCAAAAAGGACGUCGAGAGUGCAAAACUGCUCACAGCGCACAAAAGCUUCCUCGAAAACGUGCAAGACUUGGGGAUUUUGAAGAAGAAAACCGUGAUCAGUGAAGACGACUGUCCCAAAAACUUGGUGGUGACGACGGAAAAGUGAGACUUUCCGAACGAGGUGUAAAUACUGUACAUAGUUUUUGUGUUUGUAAAAGUUGUAAAAAUUAUGCUAACAUGUAAUUAGAUAAUUUAUUGAAGUUUUUCGUCUAUUUGACGGGUAUUUGCAAUAUUUUAAUAUACUUAAAAUGUGUACUAUAUAGAGCUUUAGUACUUAAAUCUGUCCUAGCGUCAAUGUGGAUGAGAA
Messenger RNA from Tribolium madens (black flour beetle), 1257 nucleotides. Its product is annotated as homeobox protein Hox-A4-like. The record is from RefSeq and is a predicted model, not a curated record. The transcript is spliced from 2 exons. Lineage: Eukaryota; Metazoa; Arthropoda; Insecta; Coleoptera; Tenebrionidae. Bases 82 to 1056 code for a protein of 324 amino acids. Gene Ontology annotation, biological process: regulation of DNA-templated transcription. Gene Ontology annotation, molecular function: DNA-binding transcription factor activity, RNA polymerase II-specific; DNA binding.